Molecule: messenger RNA, 2693 nt
Organism: Hirundo rustica (Barn swallow)
Lineage: Eukaryota; Metazoa; Chordata; Aves; Passeriformes; Hirundinidae
Gene: POLRMT
Product: RNA polymerase mitochondrial
Exons: 10
Coding region: 21-2693 (890 amino acids)
Biological process (GO): mitochondrial transcription
Cellular component (GO): mitochondrial DNA-directed RNA polymerase complex
Molecular function (GO): DNA-directed RNA polymerase activity; mitochondrial promoter sequence-specific DNA binding; protein binding
Source: RefSeq, a predicted model, not a curated record
GCGGCGCGCGUGGCCCGGGGAUGUCGCUGCUGAGGCUGCGGGCGGUGCUGAGGGGCCCGGGCAGGCUGAGGGGGCCCGGGAUUCCAUGGAGAAUCUUCAGGAGCUACUCCUCUGCCAGCACCAAGGAGAAGGCAAACAGAAAUGGCACCUGUGAGAGGACAGAGCUGCUGGAAGUGCUCAAAGCUCGAGCGAAGCAGCUCCAAGGCAGUAACGUCCCGGAGGUGACGGUCGACAAAGUGGAGCUGGCUGCACUAGACAAUGACGAGUACCAGGAGGCUGUGGCCCCUGGCCCCAGGGAGAAGCAGCCCAUUCCCAGGGCACGGGGUGAUGGCCUGGCCCAGUUCAGCACCUGGGCUGAAAAGCUGCAGAAGGAGAUGUACGUCCAGCAGCUGAAGAUGAAGAAGGAAUUGCCCCGUGCUGCCUCCCAGCUGGCUCUGAAGGGCCAGGCCAAGCUGGAGGUUAAGGCAGAGACCAAAGCCAAACCCAAAGCAAAAACUACAGAGAGCCCAAACCACCCAAAGAGGAAAGCAGCCACUGCCUGGAACCAAAGCUCUCACAGCCCCCACAGCAAGCCCAGGGCAGGGGAAGUGAAGGAAGCUGCGGAGCUGAAGAGGCCUCAGACGAUGCCAAAGGACAAGAGCAACCAGCAGGUCCUGCAGCAGACCAUUUUAUCCAACCUGGAGUGCUUCCUGUUCCUGCAACAGUCAGAGGAGGCCGAGCGGUACCUCCUGCUGUGCCAGAGCUCUCCGGUGAAGAGCAAGGUGCUGGACAUUGGUGCCUACAACAUCGUGAUACGCAGCUGGGCCAGGAAGGGCUCUCUGAAUCGCAUCGACCGAUUGUUUUCCAUUCUGGAAUCCACCGGCCUCCGGCCCGACCUGGACUCCUACGCCUUGGCCCUGGCGUGCAUGGGCAGGAACCAGUCGCCUCCCAAAGCCAUCUUGAGAUACCUGCAGCAGCUGAACAGCAGUGGCUUCCAUGUGGAUGAGCUCUUCCAAAAGUGCCUGUUUGAGGAAGAAGAGAAGGAGAUGGUGCUGUGGGCCAUCAGGACUGUCCAGCCCAACUACCAGCUGCCUCCUCCACCCAGCCCUGAGAUCUGCAAGUCUUCUCUGCUCCAGGACUUCUAUUCCAGAGAGACAAUGGUGUCGUACCCCAAGCUGGAUUUCUCCAUGAAGGAGUUGCAGGAGCGCUUCCAGCAGCAGCUGGAGAUGGAGCUGAAGCACACCGUAACCAUCGAGUCAGUGGAGGCAGCCAAGCCCCUGACCCCACAGGCUAUCAAAGCGCGUGAGCUGCUGGGCAUCCUCCGCUCGCAGUGGCACGACGCCAUCCUCCAGGCCCUGCAGAACUCCAGGCGCAGCAUGGCCGGGCCCAAGAGGCUGCCGAAGUACAGCGUCCUCUACCCCUACCUGCGUCUGCUGCCGGAUGAGGAGUAUGUGGACAUCAUGAUGCAGGUCCUCAAUGAUCUGUCUCCACAAGGUGAAUCCCUGGCAGUUCUGGCCAGGGAGCUGGGCUCCAAAGUCUAUGACAGGUUCAUCAUCCAGAGGAAGCUGCGCAGCUGCCAGCUGGAGAAGGUGCAGGAGGUCUAUGAGAAAUACAUCCAGCUGCUGGCAAAGGACAGCCAGCCUAAACAGGACUUGCCACGGGAAUACUGGGAGAAGCUGGUGGCAGAGGCAGGCUUUGGGCCUUCCCUGAACUUGAAGAACUGCAGCUGGCCCUGUGUGCUCCUCAUGCGCCUGGGCAUGCACAUGCUGGAGAUCCUGGUGAAGGCUGUCAAGGUGCCCAGGAACAUCCUCAAUCAUCGCCUGGAGUCCAAGCCUAUCCCUGUCCUCUACCAUGUCUACUCCUUCUACAGUAACUGGCAGGUCGGGCUGAUAAAGCCCCAUCCCAUCUUCUCCCAGCUUGUGUCAAACGCUGCGGAGACCACGCUGACCUUCAACUCCUCUGCCAUGCCCAUGCUGUGCCCCCCGGUGCCCUGGACCUCGCCCAAUUUCGGUGCCUUUGUCCUCAACAACACCAAGCUGAUGCGCUUCCUGGAUGAGACGUCCCACCAGCAGCUGCUCCUGGAGCAGUGUCCCCUCGUGAACCUCCACCCCGUGCUGGAUGCCCUGAACCAGCUGGGCAACUGCGCCUGGAAGAUCAACCAGCCGGUGCUGGAUAUCAUCAUCUCCAUCUUCAAUGACAAAGGGGACGAGAAGCUGGACAUCCCACCGCCCCUCUCUGAGGCUCCCAAGCCUCCCACUGCUCCCGGCCAUCCCUCCACCUGGAGCAAGUCCCUCAAGCACGAGCUGUUCCUGUGCAAGAAGAAGACCGCGGAGAUGCACAGCCUGCGCAUGGACGCGCUCUACAAGCUCUCCAUCGCCAACUACGUCCGGGACAAGGUGUUCUGGUUCCCUCACAACAUGGACUUCCGUGGCAGGACUUACCCGUGCCCACCCUAUUUCAACCACCUGGGGAACGAUGUCACCCGGGCCAUCCUGCUCUUUGCAGAGGGGAGGCCACUGGGGCCCAGGGGACUUGACUGGCUGAAGAUCCACCUCAUCAACCUGACGGGGCUGAAGAAGAAGAACGCCUUGCAGGAGCGGCUGGAGUAUGCCAAUGAGAUCAUGGAGGACAUCCUGGACUCGGCUGACCGCCCGCUCACGGUACGUGGGGGCUUCUGGGAAGCGAAACAAAACGGAAAUCGGAAUCGAUUUUGA